This is a messenger RNA of Ictidomys tridecemlineatus (thirteen-lined ground squirrel), 3842 nucleotides long. RefSeq names its product growth differentiation factor 11 (gene Gdf11). The record is from RefSeq and is a predicted model, not a curated record. NCBI's taxonomy places the organism in Eukaryota, Metazoa, Chordata, Mammalia, Rodentia, Sciuridae. Gene Ontology annotation, cellular component: extracellular region. Gene Ontology annotation, molecular function: growth factor activity; cytokine activity.
AUGCCUAUACUCAAGAGGCAGUGGCAGAAAGAUGACAACUUAGAAGCCAGCCUGGUAAAGCUUGGAGAAACUGAUGUCUGGGAAGAGCCGGACGGCUGCCCCGUGUGCGUGUGGCGGCAGCAUAGCCGCGAGCUGCGCCUGGAGAGCAUCAAGUCGCAGAUCCUAAGCAAACUGCGGCUCAAGGAGGCGCCCAACAUCAGCCGAGAGGUGGUGAAGCAGCUGCUGCCCAAGGCGCCGCCGCUGCAGCAAAUCCUGGACCUGCAUGACUUCCAGGGCGACGCGCUGCAGCCCGAGGACUUCCUGGAGGAAGACGAGUACCACGCCACCACCGAGACCGUCAUUAGCAUGGCCCAGGAGACGGAUCCUGCAGUGCAGACAGAUGGCAGUCCUCUCUGUUGCCAUUUCCACUUCAGCCCCAAGGUGAUGUUCACAAAGGUACUGAAGGCACAGCUGUGGGUGUACCUUCGGCCUGUGCCCCGCCCAGCCACAGUCUACCUGCAGAUCUUGCGACUGAAACCCCUAACUGGGGAAGGGACCGCAGGGGGAGGGGGUGGAGGCCGCCGUCACAUCCGUAUCCGUUCACUCAAGAUUGAGCUGCACUCGCGCUCCGGCCACUGGCAGAGCAUCGACUUCAAGCAAGUGCUACACAGCUGGUUCCGCCAGCCACAGAGCAACUGGGGCAUCGAGAUCAACGCCUUUGAUCCCAGUGGCACAGACCUGGCUGUCACAUCCCUGGGGCCAGGAGCUGAGGGGCUGCAUCCUUUCAUGGAGCUUCGAGUCCUAGAGAACACAAAACGGUCCCGGCGGAACCUAGGCCUGGAUUGUGAUGAGCAUUCAAGCGAGUCCCGCUGCUGCCGAUAUCCCCUCACAGUGGACUUUGAGGCUUUUGGUUGGGACUGGAUCAUCGCACCUAAGCGCUACAAGGCCAACUACUGCUCCGGCCAAUGCGAGUACAUGUUCAUGCAAAAGUAUCCGCAUACCCACUUGGUGCAACAGGCCAAUCCGAGAGGCUCUGCUGGGCCCUGCUGCACCCCUACCAAGAUGUCCCCAAUCAACAUGCUCUACUUCAAUGACAAGCAGCAGAUUAUCUACGGCAAGAUCCCUGGCAUGGUGGUGGAUCGUUGUGGCUGCUCCUAAGGUGGGGGACAGUGGAUGCCUUCCCCACAGACCCUACCCUGAGACCCCAGCCCUGGCCCCCAUCUCCCCAAGCCCUAGAGCUCCCUCCACCUCUUCCCACGAACAUCACACCUUGUUCCCUGACCAAGCAGUGUGCAAUACAACAGAGGGAGGCAGGUGGGGGUUGAGGGACAAGGGGUUGGGGAAACAGGAAAGGAGGGACAGACAUAGUUAGGGUGGAGUGUUUGAUGUUUGCAGGUAAGAAGGUUUGGCAAGAAGACAGAGAGAUGUAGAGACAGAAGUACAGAGGGAUAGAGACAGGAACAAACAGCAACAUUGAGAAGGCAAAGGAAUAGAGAAGAGACAAGAGACUAGGCAGAGACAAACAAUGAGAAAGAGACAGAAAUGGAGUAAUAAAUGAAAGCCCCACACCAAGCCUCCUUUCUUCCACUGGCAAGGUGAGGGGCUUGGUAUAGUUUGGGGAGAUCCCCUGACUAUCCAGUAGGAGAGGAAAUAAAAAAUCCAUUCUUAGCAUCUUCCCUCUCCCCCUACAACAAUAACCAGGGGAAGGGAAGCAAGGGCAGGGGCAAAAGUAAGGAUUUGGGAAUUUUAUUUAUUUAUUUAUUGUGACUUUUCUUUGUUUUUUCUUUUUAUUUUUGGGUACUUGGCUUUACUGGAAUAGGAGGGCCCCUGCCCACUAUGCCCCAUUUGUCCCUUAUGCCCCAAACCCUGCUCUUCCCCAAUACCCACCCACUUAAGCACUUGUAUAAAGCCUCCAGGGUUGGGAAUGGGAGUAAAGGGCAAGAGGGCUGAUAUAUGUGUUUCUAACCCAUAAGCAACCUAACUAACCAAAUGGGUUGAACUAAGUGGCCAUGGAAAUAGUACAAGAUUGGCGUUUAAGAGCUGAGGGAGGGGAAGUCCUCAACAUCCAGGAUCUAUGAGAGCGCCACUAAACUAACCCUCAGACCCACCUUCUCCAAGGUAUUGAUUUAGCCAGAGGGUAUAGCCUGUUUAUGCCCAAAUUACCCUCAGCAGAGAGAGACCAAAGAGCCUGUGGAAUGCCCCUGUUCCCAGCCUCUAUCUUCAGGUCAAUAAAAGAGUAGAGACCCCAAAGUCCCCCAGGUCUGGGUAAGAUUAUAAAGGGUCAAGAAAGGAAUAAUAAGGAGGCUGAAGGUUACAGGGCAUUUGAAUCCAAAUCACUGCUCUGGGCUAGGGAAUAGAAUCUGUAGACCAAGGUGGAAGGGAUUCUGGAAGGGGGACAUUUUAGUCCCCCACCCCCCAAAGCUCAGGGUGGAAGGAGGGAGAAAAAGGGAGCAGAGUGUCUAUAUAAUUUUUAAUCUUUUAUUUUUGGAGUAUAGAAGUACCUGGAAGCAGGGAGGGGAUAGUACAGUGGGGAAAGGCAUCUGACAAGGCCAGUUGACAGCAAAGAAUGGGAAGGAAGGAGAUUCCCUGGUUUGAAAGGCUAGGAAGCAGGCAGAAAGUAGUUGCCACUUCAUCUCACUAGCUGGGCCAAUUCAUUCCUCCCAUAAUCCUGACUCACUCUCCUCUGGACUCACUGUGCCUCAGUUUCUUCCCCUCGAUGGAAUGAGAAAUAGCAGCACCCGCCACAGCCAAGAGAUGAAUUCUGAGCACUUACCACGGGCACUUUAUGGACAUAAAAUACCUCUCGCUGUGGGACAAGAUAACCAGGGCACCAGAGUAGUGGUGAAGAUAUGUGAGGCUUAGAGGAGUCACAGGCUUCAGAGAGUACAAGUUCCCCUGCCUCCCAGAUGGACAGUGCCUGAAGCCAAGGAGUUGAGAAUCUCCACACCCUAUCCAUACCUCACCAGCAGAUCUCUUGGCUCCAGGCAAGAGCCUAAGGAUGUCAGGAAAGCAGGGGGUGGGCUGGGGGGGAUGUGGAGACCUACAGCAAAAUGGUACUCUUACGUAGAGCCAGCAGUUAUGGUCUGGUAGAAACAGUACUGAACUGAAGUAAAGCCUGAGGUGGAGAGCAGACCUGGAAGGCUUAUUCUUCCUGAGCACAUGUCUCUCCUGCUUGGACCAGACCACUGAAGGGGCAAAUGUAUGGUGACCAUGCUUGGGAAGGUGAUGCUGGUGAAAUUUAGCAUCUUACUUCUAUUCUCAUAGUGAGAAAAUGAGAUAAGGUAUUUCAGUAGAGGAAUGAACAGGGACUGUCAAGCUUUUCAACUCACCUUCCAUAUUGCAGCUAUUUUAACCCCAAGUCUUUCCUCUCUGGCCCUAUUCUUCACCCUUCUGCCCCAGUCUUGGAGAACAAGACACACCUGACCAUUCACAUUUCUUUGGUGGAAGGAGAGGAGCAGAAAAGUGAAGAAUAGCACAUGCUUCCCUGCAAGGUCAAAUACCUCUUGAUCUUGGACAGGGUGGGGACUGGGCAAUAAACAUUAGGUAACUUCCCUCUACAAAAUCUAAACAGCUAGGGCAUUAAACUUGGGGGACACUUAAAAAAUUGCCCUUUAAUACCACCAAAUAAAGACCUUUGCAGAGUCAGGAAAGCAGUCAUUUCUCCUAGGAAUAUAAAUCUGAGUUGAAAUUGCAGUCCCCUGUUCCUCCCUAUCCCCAAAGAGGCAUGGGAUAGAAAAGCUUGGAGACAACCCAGCAACCCAGUGGGGGCUGGCACCCUUCCCCCACCUUAUGUGUGUGGACCUGGCCAGUGCCCCUCAGAACAUAUCAUUACUGGUGUAAUUAUUUACUUUGUGUAUUUGUUA